Messenger RNA from Letharia lupina, 2280 nucleotides. RefSeq lists its product as uncharacterized. Gene Ontology annotation, biological process: DNA recombination; DNA double-strand break processing; mismatch repair. Gene Ontology annotation, molecular function: 5'-flap endonuclease activity; DNA binding; 5'-3' DNA exonuclease activity. The transcript has 3 exons. Gene Ontology annotation, cellular component: nucleus. The record is from RefSeq and is a predicted model, not a curated record. The coding region runs from base 1 to 2280 and encodes 759 amino acids. Lineage: Eukaryota; Fungi; Ascomycota; Lecanoromycetes; Lecanorales; Parmeliaceae.
AUGGGGAUCUCUGGCUUGCUCCCACUCCUGAAAUCCAUCCAAAAGCCUUGCAAUCUGAAGAAAUUCGCCGGCCAGACCAUUGGAGUUGAUGCAUAUGGCUGGCUACACCGAGGGACGGUGGCCUGCGCCAUUGAUCUCGCCCUGGGCAAGCCGACAACCAAGCAUAUCGACUUUUCCAUGCACCGAGUACGAAUGCUGAUCCACUUCGGUGUGAUUCCGUACAUAGUUUUCGAUGGUGACUACCUGCCCAGUAAAGCAGCCACAGAAAUUGAAAGGGCAAAGAAGCGUGAAGCGAGUAAGAGAAAGGGACUCGAGUUAUACCGGCUCAACAAACCCUCCCAAGCGCACCUUGAGCUCCAAAAGGCAGUCGAUGUUACCCCGCAGAUGGCAAUACAGUUGAUAGAAGAGCUCAAGAAAGCUGGCGUUCAAUAUGUUGUUGCGCCUUACGAAGCAGAUGCUCAGCUGGCUUACCUCGAGCGGCAAGGAAUCAUACAGGGUAUGCUGUCUGAGGAUUCGGAUCUACUGGUAUUUGGCGCCAAACGGCUUUUGACAAAACUUGACCAGUAUGGUGACUGUAUCGAGAUCAAUCGGGCCGACUUUACGGCUUGUCGAGAAAUUAGCCUGGUUGGGUGGUCAGACGCUGAGUUCAGACGCAUGGCCAUUCUCAGUGGAUGUGAUUAUCUGGCUCGCAUAAACAGAAUGGGCUUGAAGUCUGCUUACCGGCUUGUGCGAAAGCACAAGACGAUAGAGAAGAUUCUCCGAAUGUUGUCAUUCGACGGACAAUAUCAUGUACCCCCAGGGUACCUCGAAGCUUUCUACAAGGCCGAGCUGACAUUCCUCCACCAACGUGUCUUUUGCCCAUUGAAAAGAGACGUUGUGAUGAUGAACGAUCUUCAGGCCGACGCACAGCCUGGAGACUUCUCGUUCAUUGGUGGCGAGGUAGAGCAAGAAAUUGCCAUUGGAGUCGCGAAGGGGGACCUUGACCCGAUGACCAAACAACCCAUUCGUGUCAAGGAAACAGUCAAGACCACCCCCAAAAACCAAUGGGGUAAUCCACGUAGGAGUACGGUCGACAAAGGUCCAGAUACGAAAGCCGUCAAAUCGAUAGAUUCAUUUUUCAAGCCAAAAAGAACGCCACUGGCAGAAUUGGACCCCAACAGCUUUACGCCCUCGCCAACACAGGAAAGACUUCUGCGGCAAGCCAAUGGAUUGACGUGGGAGUCGAUUUCAGCACCGGCCGGGGUGCCAUCUCUCAGGCCGAGUGCUUCAGUGCCUUCUGGACCUCGAUCUGCUUUGGCAAACAGAGUUACAGAGACUGUGACCAACGUAGGAGCUUCUCUUACUGGGCUCACUCCCUCAAAGCGACGAAGGCUUUGCAUUGACCCGAGUGAUAGCCUGGAUCCGGUGAAUGUAGUGGCAUCAGAGUCCGGACGAAGCCGAUUCUUCGCACCCAAUAUCACGGAUCCUAGCCCAUCAAUAAAGAAAAGCAAGAAGAAUCGAAAAGGAAAGAGCGCAGAUAUAACCAUUUGGUCAGACGACUCCAUCGAGGAUGUAAUGGCCGAUUUGCCAGAUGUGUCCGAAUGUCCACAGCCAUCGAGACAAGGAAGGAUGGAAAUAUUCAAAAAUGAUAGUCAGGAGAAGGCAGAGGACCCUCGCCGCCCGGGAACGCGGGAUGAAGAGAUAUCGAGAGAGGAUUCGCAACGUUCAACGUCCUCCAGAGGAACAGUAGAGUCAGGGAUGUUUUCCAGUACAUCCGCGACAAGCUUCAAAAGCUCCGCGCCAUCUGUUGCUGCAACUUUGGACAAACAUGUCAGCGCCGAAUUGAAGGCCUUGACUCAGGAGUAUACCUAUCGGCCGGAGACAGGACGGAUGGCAUUACAAAGAAGUCAGAUGGAGAACACAAAGGAACAUCCGGCGGCGGUCAGUGCAAGCCAAGCGAUAUCGAAGCCUCCAAUGUUUAGGCAGCGGAAUACGACACCUCUGGAACGGCUUGGCUUGGGUGCCAUGAAUCGAUCAAGAUCCUGCAGCAGCCUCUUCAACAGUACUGUAAAUUGCCCAGGAAGGGUUGAGGAAAGCGCGUCGAUCCAAGAUAGCGCAGUUGUGACAAAACCUAUUAUCGGGUUGCCGUUAGCUUACAGCAUCGGACCUGACGCUUCCAUCACGAAAGGCAGUGAGGACGCCAUCAUCCCGGAUUCAGAAGACGAAGGUGGGACCGCAUCCGAGGUAGAAGAGCGGGCGAAGUCAAGACUGGACCUCGGACGUUUUGCUUUCACAGGAUAA